AUGCACUUCCCCACUUGCUUCGUCGCAUUCCUCGCCUGUACCGCUUCAACGGCUGCUUCGCCGCUUACACCACGGCAAACCAGCCUGGAAGACUGGCAAGUCUCCAGCGUCAGCGUCUUCACGCCGUCCGGCCGCCCAGCAAGCUACCCGUGGGCGACGAUCCGAGCCAACGUGACGGACCCGAAUGAAAUCCACCUUGGAAACUCGAGCUCCGACGGGUCUCCCGUUGUUGUGCCUGGCGGAAGCCAGGGCCUGCUAGAACUGCGAGGCCAAACAAAGCAGUCCAAGAGGCAGUGUGCGGAGAAGGCCAGGCGGCCGACCGAUAAUAUUUAUGAUACAGACGUCACGCAUCUUGACGCCUGGGCCGAGGGAUCAGCGUGA
Exserohilum turcica Et28A is the source of this 381-nucleotide messenger RNA. RefSeq lists its product as uncharacterized. Bases 1 to 381 code for a protein of 126 amino acids. Lineage: Eukaryota; Fungi; Ascomycota; Dothideomycetes; Pleosporales; Pleosporaceae. The transcript has 2 exons. The record is from RefSeq and is a predicted model, not a curated record.